CUUUGUUUUAAUAACGACUUUGACUCUACAUGAAUUUAUUUUAUUUUGCUUCUGCUCAAAGCUUUGGCACUUUUGAGUUUUGAGACAGGAGAAAUAAAAUAAUUAAAUAUAAAUAAAUAAAAAUAUAAAAAUGCACAUAAAUAUUUAAGCGGAGGGUGGAGACACCAAAACAACUCCCAAUUGACUGUCUCUGCCCAUCCUCGUCUGCUCUCUCUCCUCGAAGAAACAAUGACUAGUUCAUCUGCCCCUUCUCGCAAGGUGUUAAGCAAGAUCGCCUGCAAUCGCCUCCAGAAAGAGCUGGUGGAAUGGCAGGUCAACCCUCCUGCGGGAUUCAAGCAUAAAGUCACAGAUAAUCUACAGAGAUGGGUGAUCGAAGUCAACGGAGCUCCGGGAACUCUGUACGCCAACGAAUCGUACCAGCUUCAAGUGGAUUUUCCCGAGAAUUACCCCAUGGAAGCACCGCAGGUUGUUUUUGUCCCGCCAGCUCCUCUGCAUCCUCACAUAUACAGCAAUGGGCAUAUCUGUUUAGGCAAGAGUUAUACAUCAGUGGACUCUCCAGGAUGCAUUACAAUUGCAAAUUCCAAUACUGGUCACCUUUUAAAAUCCUAUGAACUUGAUAUCAGCUGAAGUAAAAAUCCAGGGCCUUUUUGGCAAUGUUUUGGAAAACGAUUCUUAAAAAACAGUUUUUGAUAAUAAUUUUUAAAAACAGUUCUCAAUUGUUUUUAGGAACAAAACACUAUUUCAAAACUCAAACAUGAAUACAGCUUUUUUGGCUUACUCUCCUUAAAGGUACUGUAUACUUAAGUAUAAUAUAAAUUUUUAAAAGUGUUUAUAAUCUUUGAUUUGAACAUUUACAAAAAACAGUUGAAAACACCUCAGAUUUGUUCUAAAAAAACAGUAUGUUUCAUAGCAAUUUCCAAAAAAGACUGUUUUUUUGUCAAAAGUUUGUCAAACAUUUUUUUUUUCUAAGUUAGAAAACCUUUUUAUGUUGUAAAGAACAGAAAACCGUUUUUAAAAACGGAUACCAAACAGGGUAUUAGUCUUUCUUUUUCUUUUUCUUUUAUAUUGGAUUUUGGAAGUUCUGACUCUUCUUCUUUCAUGUGUCUUAUGGAAGGGACUAAGGUACAAUUCUUCAGGCUAACAUACUAUUUGCCAUCAUUCAUGUCAAUCCACUGCAUAUAGUAGCAAUAAAACUUGAAGACAAAAAAAAUUACAUUGAAGCUUGUAAAGCCUGAACUGGAAGAUAUGAAAUAAAAUACUUCAAGAGAGGAGAUGAUUUGUUGGUGUAUAAAUAUUCAUUUUCUUUGCACAUAUGCCUAAUCAGGGUUGCAUUUUUCUUUUUGAUGCUACCUGUUAUAAUGUAUUUAUUCAUUUUUUAUAGGUAAAAAAAAGGAAAAUAUAUCAAAAGUGCCUUAAAGGAGGCACUCUAAGAUACACAAUGGAUACACCCUAUUCUAAUUUAUUAUAAACAGCUGUACUAAAAUGAUAAGAUGCAACAGCCUAAAAGCAGGCACUCCAACACACACAAUGGAUACACCCUAUUCUAAUUUAUUAUAAACAGCUGUACUAAAUGAUAAGAUGCAACCUUUCAAGGUCCAGGAUUGCCGCAAUCCCAGACUUUGCAAUUCUCUUUACGCAUAGUGAAGAAAAUCAAAAUUGCCUUUAAUUGCUAAUCAAGCAACAAACUCACUAGUGGAUUCGAAUGAUUUCUGACCCCAGCAACUCUGUACUCCACCCACAAGGACCUACUUCUCAAAAGCAAUAUUAUGUAGAUCUAGGAAUUCUAGAUACUGAGGUACAUUCUUAGCAAAAAUACUUGAUAGGCAAACAAUACAUGAAAAAGAAAGGGAGCAAAACUGGAUGGUUCUUAUUUCAAUCCCAUUAUUUUAUCAACUGAUUCUCUGUGGUUGAUUGUCCAUCAACACACUGACAUCUAAUAUCAUAGCUUAUUUGUUUUCACAGAUAUUCUAUAUGAUUCAUGGUCCCCAGCCAUGACAGUUAGUUCAAUCUGUAUCAGCAUACUCUCCAUGUUAUCGAGCUCAACUGUGAAGGUUUGGUUCAAAUUGUCAAAGUUUUAAGUUUUUUAAACCCCUCCUUUCUUCUUAAUUUUGCUUUUAUCUUUUUCCAGCCUAUUUUAGUGUGAGAGCAUUACUCAUGAGUUUUUUCAUUGUGCAGCAACGCCCUGCAGAUAAUGACCGCUAUGUGAAAAAUUGUCGGAAUGGCAGAUCUCCCAAGGAGACUAGAUGGUGGUUCCAUGAUGAUAAAGUGUAAUAGAAGAAUGAGCAAUUUAUCCAAAGAUUGGAAACAUGAUGUCAUGGGUUGAGAAUGGACAAAAACCGUUUCCCUUUUUUCUUUUUUUUCUUUUUUUCCUUUUUUCCCCCAAGAAGAAAUGUAGGACCCAAGAAGAAGAAGAAGAAGAAGAAGAAGAAGAAGAGAAUUCCCAAUUUGAAUGCCUGCCACAAAGUUUGGGUAGGGAUUAUUGCUAUAAGGCAUAAGCAUUCAUGUAAAGCAGUAAUAGUUGUGCUAUAGGGAAUGUGUAAACCAGAUCCAACUGGCCUUUCAUGUUACUCCUGAGUAAGCUAUAACAUGUGCACUCUUUAAGUUUUCAUGCUUA
Messenger RNA from Vitis vinifera (wine grape), 2614 nucleotides. Its product is annotated as probable ubiquitin-conjugating enzyme E2 18. Bases 229 to 627 code for a protein of 132 amino acids. The transcript has 5 exons. NCBI's taxonomy places the organism in Eukaryota, Viridiplantae, Streptophyta, Magnoliopsida, Vitales, Vitaceae. The record is from RefSeq and is a predicted model, not a curated record.